UGCAACCCUCCUCCUCCUCCUCCACCUCCAGGACUCACUACACACAGCUGCUGGGGCUGCUCUGGGCCCCAGAGGACACCAUUCUCCAGACCGUGUCCUUGGCCCCCGCAUCACAUCCAUCCCCUCCAUAACGAAUCACACGCGCCAGCCAGAGGAGGAAGUGGAAAUAGGAGGAAGGGAGGAGAGAAAGGAGGCAGAUCGGUGGGGGGAUCAGGGCCCCGGUCGGGGUGUGGAGACAGGAAAGGAGGAAGGAUCGUGUGUGUGGACACCGCAUAGACUGGACGAGGAGCAGGCUGGAGAACAGAGAUUGAUAUUUCUUACCAUCAAAAACUGAACCAAGUCCAAAGAUGGCAGCUAAUAAGCCUAAGGGGCAGAAUUCCUUGGCAUUACAUAAAGUCAUCAUGGUGGGAAGUGGAGGUGUAGGAAAAUCUGCUUUAACUCUUCAGUUUAUGUAUGAUGAGUUUGUAGAAGAUUAUGAACCAACGAAAGCAGACAGCUACCGCAAGAAAGUUGUACUGGAUGGGGUUGAGGUCCAGAUUGACAUCUUGGACACGGCCGGUCAGGAGGAUUAUGCCGCUAUCAGAGACAAUUACUUCCGCAGUGGAGAGGGCUUCCUCUGUGUCUUCUCCAUCACAGAACAGGAAUCCUUUGCUGCUACUGCAGACUUCAGGGAGCAGAUACUGCGAGUCAAAGAAGAUGAGAAUGUUCCAUUUCUUCUGGUUGGCAACAAAUCAGAUCUGGAGGAUAAAAGACAGGUCUCUGUGGAAGAGGCAAAGAGCAGAGCUGAUCAGUGGAAUGUUAACUACGUAGAAACUUCAGCAAAGACACGAGCCAAUGUGGAUAAGGUAUUCUUUGAUUUGAUGCGAGAAAUCCGUGCCCGAAAGAUGGAGGACAGCAAAGAAAAGAACGGCAAGAAGAAACGAAAAAGCUUAGCCAAGAGGAUAAGGGAGAGAUGCUGCAUUUUAUAAUGAAAACCUGACACCCUCACUCCAUUUUUGUUUUGUUUUUAUUGCUAAGAACCAUUACUUGUUAGCAUGCCCUCAGACGGCUUUGGCGUCCAGCUGUCAUUUUCAUUUUGGAGACAUUACAUUACACUAAAAAGCAUGAUUGGGACACUGCUCUGGACAGACGACUACAAACAAAAACCACUACCUACAUCAUGUGAAAAUGAAACCCAUUCGGAAGACGUGCUUACAUUUACCUGUAUAAAGUUACUGAAUGUACACGUUUUGAGAGCGGAUGCAGUAGUCUGUGAAUAUUUGCUGGGUGAUUACGCUUUCCUGUCUCUCUAUUCCUACUUUUAGAUACAUCAGCAACACCGACUAUAAUUAAAGCUGAACUCCAGGCAGAGCUAAAAACAACAUUU
Nanorana parkeri is the source of this 1366-nucleotide messenger RNA. It is a transcript of the gene RALA, whose product is annotated as RAS like proto-oncogene A. The coding region runs from base 348 to 968 and encodes 206 amino acids. Gene Ontology annotation, biological process: regulation of exocytosis; Ras protein signal transduction. Gene Ontology annotation, cellular component: plasma membrane. The transcript is spliced from 5 exons. NCBI's taxonomy places the organism in Eukaryota, Metazoa, Chordata, Amphibia, Anura, Dicroglossidae. The record is from RefSeq and is a predicted model, not a curated record. Gene Ontology annotation, molecular function: GTP binding; GTPase activity; GDP binding.